AUGGAAAUCGUUUGGGAAAGGGCAAAGCUCUUAUUCCCCGUACUUGAUAACACCCAAGAAUUGCAAGACGAAUUUGAAAAUAGUUUACAACUAGAUGAUAACAUAAAUAAACUUCAUAAUGAGCUAGUUUCACUUAAUUUAUUAGAUGAAAUAACUCAAAUAAUUCAUAUAGAAGUUGGAAAUGUACUUUUAUAUAAAAUUGUUCCAGAUUUUUGGAAAGUUUUCGAGGAUUUCAAACAAGAGUCAAACGCCGAUGCUGCUCACAGAUGUGAAUUUCAUAUUUUCCGACAUGCUGUGACACAACUUUAUAAAAACUAUCGUUUAUUAUCAAAAAUGGAUAAACGUUCAAAAUCUUUACAAGAAAAAUCUGGAAUUAAAUCGACUUUUAAGUUUGAUGAAGUUUUCAAGUCAAGUUUGUUGUCUCAACUUCCAGCAAAUUUCUCAAACAUUGUCAAUGGAUUCUAUAAAGUUUCUUUCAAAGUAUUUAUUCAUUCGAAAAAGACUGAAGAAGAGGAAGAUGAAUAUAUGGAUCAACUGGAGGAGAAAGUUGAAUGUUCUGGAUGUGACUCAAUUACAAGUCUUUGUCAAUGUCAAGAACUUGUAAAUUCAUUCACUGAGACAAACUUUUGUCUUAAUAAAAUGGGAUUGCUGGACAGAAUUUCUGGUUUUACACUAACAAAUCUUAUCCAAAAUGAAAUCUCCAAACACAUCAAUGAGAAGUGUCGCGGCGAUUUCGAUACUUCACAUAUGAAGAAUUUAAAGACAUGGCUGAAUGCGAUAAUCGUUGAAUGGCUUACGAGAAUAUACAACAAUGGAUCUCUAAAAAUCGAUUCAACAAACACAAAAAUCAACGAAUGUAUUGAGCAUUUCAAAAUGAAGCUUAAAUAUUACAUGUUUGAAAAAUAUGCAAACACAAUCAUCGAUCAAUUCUUCAACAUCAUAAUUGAGUUUCCAGACUCACAGCCAGCAAUCGAUGACUUAAAACUUUGCAUGGAAAGAUUGGAUUUAAGAUCUCAUCUUGUCGAGAGUUUAAGAAGUUCAAUUGAAACGCGAUUACUUCAUCCUGGUGUUGACACAGCUGACAUCAUCACUGGUUAUGUUGCGACGAUAAAAACGAUGAGACAUUUAGAGAAGAGUGGAAUUCUUUUGCAUACAGUGACGGAACCAGUUAAAGAAUAUUUAAGAAAGGGCAGACAAGACACAGUUCGAUGUGUCAUUACAAGCUUAAUCGAAGAAACUCCUUCGGAUUUAUCGGAAGAACUUGCGAGAAGUGAAGCAAUAAAAGCUGAAGAGACAGAAAGAAGUCAAGAUGAGAUGAAUAAUUGGGAGAGUUGGAAUCCUGAUCCGAUUGAUGCUGAUCCAGAGAAGUUAUCAUCACAAAGUCGAAAGUCUGACAUCAUCUCAAUGAUUGUUGACAUUUAUGGAAGUAAAGAAUUAUUUGUCAAUGAAUAUCGCAAUCUCCUUGCUGAACGGUUACUCACCCAACUUGACUUUAAUCCUGAAAAAGAAAUUCGAAAUUUGGAACUUUUGAAGUUGAGAUUUGGUGAGAAUUUGCUGCAUAGUUGUGAAGUUAUGUUGAAGGACAUAAGCGACUCGAAAAGAAUUAAUUCUCAUAUUCAAAGUGCUGGAUUUAGUGAAGUUCUGUCGAGUGAUCCAAGUGUGUCAGCUUUGAUUGUUUCAUCGCAAUUUUGGCCAACAUUUAAAAAGGAAACAAUGGAAUUUCCAGAAGUUAUUAACAAACUUUUUGAGAAAUAUAAAAAGACUUAUGAGGAAUACAAAGGGAAUCGCACAUUGUAUUGGACGCCUCUCAAUGGUCGUGUCAAUAUUGAGAUUGAAAUUAAUGAGAAGAAGUUAGAUAUGUUUGUGACGCCAGCACAGGCGACGAUAAUUAUGCAUUUUCAAGAUCAGAAAGAAUGGGAACUCGAGAAGUUGAGUUCGUUGAUUAACAUGCCACAAUCUGUGCUUCGUCGUCGUAUUGGUUUCUGGCAACUUCAAGGCUUAAUUCGUGAAACAAAAGAAAAUCUUUUCGUACUUUGCGAUGAUGAUCAACCAGAUGACUCGAUGGAGACUCAAACAAAUGUUGUGUUGGAAGAAGAAGAAACGUGCAUGGCAUCAGCAAGUGAUCAACGAGAAGAAGAACUUCAAGUUUUCUGGUCUUACAUUCUUGGAAUGUUGACAAAUCUCGAUUCAAUGCCACUCGAACGCAUUCAUCAAAUGCUUAAAAUGUUUGCAUCUCAAGGACCGGGAUUUGAGUUUUCUCAAGAUGAACUGAAAGGUUUCUUGCAAAGAAAAGUUAGAGAACAUAAACUUGUGUAUGCUUAUGGCGUCUAUCAACUUCCCAAAGUUUAAAUUUAUCUCAUUUGAUUGUUAUUGAUUUUAAAAACAAUAAAUUUGAAUUCAUUUAUUUCACAACAUCAUCAACUUUUACUGAUUCUUCAGUUUGUUUUGUUGACGCGAUUUUACAUAAAUUUGAAAUUGUUUACAAGCUUUAUUUGUGACAAAAUUGUUUUCAUUCCCUCAACAUCCCGAAUAUAAGAAACUGAAGCAAUCAUUGAUGAUGAUGAUGAUGAUGAUGGUUAAAAUAUUGUUUAUAA
Messenger RNA from Clunio marinus, 2594 nucleotides. NCBI's taxonomy places the organism in Eukaryota, Metazoa, Arthropoda, Insecta, Diptera, Chironomidae. The record is from the annotation of a GenBank genome assembly.